UACAGCUACUUUCCUCAAUGUAAAAGAUGAAAGAAAAUGGUUAAAAGUGGGUGAAAGUGAAACUGUAAAUCCAGUCUACCACAAGCCGCCUAAUAAGAUACAGCUAGCUCAGUCCGUCUGCUCUCAAUAACCAUAAAAGCGUGGGCUUUAAUGCUUUUAAGAGAAUUGUGAGAGAGAGAGAGGGUGUGCAGAUGUUCAUGGACAAAGGAACAGUUUCAACUCUGCAAAUAGCAAGUUUGGGUUUUUAAUUCAUCUCUCGAAAUUCGAUCCCUCUGAAGUCUGAACUUCCUUCUUCCUUCUUCUUGUCUUUCCUUCCACUGUACCCUUUGUACUGCCAUUGGCGAGUUUUCAAGUUUUAACCAGAGCUAUUACUAUACACUUUACAUGUAAAAACCAUAAAAGAAACCACUCUUUAGUUUCUCCCUCCUUAACACCGACAUGUCUCAAAAAACAAAGAAACCCCACUAAAACCCACAAACCCAAAUUACUCUAUCUUUACUCGUUUCAAUUAUUUCCUCUCAAAGCUGACACCUUUUUUCACUAUUUUCUUCCAAUUUCGCAGUACCAGUCUCAACGACGUUGCUGAGUAAAGAUGCUGGAGUACGAAUGGGGGAACCCCUCAUCGAUAAUGCUCGGUGGGGACGAAACAACGUCGACCCAAGAAACUGAUCCAAACCGUCAGAUUUUCAAUCAUUACAGUCAACAAUCCUACCACCAUGAAACCCUAAUCCCUCAUCCUCCAACAAACUUGUUCCAUCAACACGCACAUUACAGCAGUAACCUUAACGGUUUCUACGACCCACGCGCGUUUUCUAGCGCGUCGGCCUUCGCAGCCCCGCAGUCCUCGCUCCUCGACGUGGUGCCCAAUUCGGGCGGUGGAGGCGGGUUCUUUGUGGUUCCGAAAAGCGAGGAGGUUUCCCCUCGGCCGGACUUCACGACGAGGAUUGGGCUCAAUUUGGGCGGAAGGACUUACUUCUCGUCUGCGGAGGAUGAUUUCGUGAACCGCCUGUACCGGCGGUUCAGGCCGGCAGAAUCGGGAACGACAAAUUCGCCGAGAUGUCAGGCCGAAGGGUGCAAUGCCGAUCUAACCCACGCAAAGCACUACCAUCGGAGACACAAGGUCUGCGAGUACCACUCAAAGGCUGCUACUGUUAUCGCGGCAGGGUUGACUCAGCGAUUCUGCCAGCAGUGUAGCAGAUUCCACCUUCUCUCGGAAUUCGAUAAUGGGAAACGCAGCUGCAGAAGGAGACUGGCCGAUCACAAUCGCCGCCGCCGGAAAUCCCACCAAUCAAACCAAGAAACCACCCGGAAAUCACAGCUCGAUAACGCUCGCAACUCCUCUGAAAAUCUCACAAUCUCUCCACCGGAUUCCUCGGCUGGUCAGUCAACAUCCUCCGUAACCGUGGCCGUGUCACCACCGCGAAUCUCCUUGGAUUGUUUCCCGCCAAGAUGUUAUCAAGCAAAUGGUUCGACUUCCGCCUCAUCAACAUCAAAUCAACUGUUCUUCUCUAGUGGGUGAUUUAAUCAUUAACCUGGUCGCUAAAAAUGCAGGCGAAAGAAAUUAAUUAGCACUUGCUUUCAUUUUCUUUGAAUUAAUUCCAGUGAUGUUAACUCUAAUACUUUGUUUGAAAAUAAUUAAGAUUCCCAUCUACUUAUUUAUGUA
Molecule: messenger RNA, 1663 nt
Organism: Tripterygium wilfordii
Lineage: Eukaryota; Viridiplantae; Streptophyta; Magnoliopsida; Celastrales; Celastraceae
Product: squamosa promoter-binding-like protein 8
Exons: 3
Coding region: 593-1519 (308 amino acids)
Cellular component (GO): nucleus
Molecular function (GO): DNA binding
Source: RefSeq, a predicted model, not a curated record